AUGGCUAGGCUAUUAAUGAAAAAUUAUAAGGAACAACUACGGCAAGAUUUGAGUGCGGCUCUGGCAUCCCUUUAUGAUGUGUCACAAAAUAUACCAUGUGAAGACUUCAAGCUGCUCAAGACAUCUAUACUUGCAAUUUUUUCAAAGUUGACCUACCUUCUCUUCAUACCAUUAUCCUGGUAUGAGGAUAUAACUUCCAGUUCUAGAUUUUUCUCAUUAGCUGCUGUAUAUAAUUUAGCUAUAAUAGGAUUAAUUGUAGCUGAAAUUAAACCAUAUCGAAAUCUAAACAAAGAGGAUAAAGGCAUCUUACCCGAUAAUAUGGGUAAAACUGCUGAUAUUGGAUAUAUUUUAUCAUUGGGUGUACAUCGAAAACAUCGACGAAAUGGUAUUGCAUCGUUAUUAUUGGAUGCUCUGAUAAAUCAUUUGACAACGGCCGAAAGACAGUCGGUAAAAGCAAUAUUUUUACAUGUGUUAACUACAAAUCAACCUGCCAUAUUAUUUUAUGAAAAACGAAGAUUUAGUCUGCAUUCUUUCCUGCCUUACUACUAUCAUAUACGGGGCAAAGGUCAACGUGAUGGUUUUACUUAUGUAACCUAUAUCAAUGGUGGUCACCAGCCAUGGACGUUAUUAGAUCAUAUUAAAGAUUAUGCAUCGAAGUUACGACACACCGGCGAAGUUUUCAAAUGGGUCUCGACACGUGUCAGACAAGUGGUACGAUGGAUAUGCCAUAAAACUGUAUCACGAUUUAAUUUUGCCCAUUAAAUGCAACGAACCCCGGAGUAUGAAUGAUGGACCCAGCAAUAUGGACACACAAUUCGAGUAUGUUUGCAGUGUCAAUAUAUGCAAAAGAAAGCCGAAAUUAUGUAAAUGUAUUACAAUAGAUUACAGACUAACUACAAAUAUAUCAUGUAUAAUAUUCUUAUUAAUUUUUUUGCUUAAUAUUAAAUUAUUUAAAAACCUAUUUAUUGUUGAGCAUAAAAACCGUAUCUACAAUAUUUCGACCAACUGAGAACUCCCUGUAAUCAUUAAUCAAAGAUAAAUUCCAAAUUAUAUAUUACUCAUUAAUUUAA
Musca domestica (house fly) is the source of this 1070-nucleotide messenger RNA. Its product is annotated as N-alpha-acetyltransferase 60-like. The transcript has 5 exons. Lineage: Eukaryota; Metazoa; Arthropoda; Insecta; Diptera; Muscidae. Gene Ontology annotation, molecular function: histone acetyltransferase activity; protein-N-terminal amino-acid acetyltransferase activity. The record is from RefSeq and is a predicted model, not a curated record. Bases 1 to 762 code for a protein of 253 amino acids. Gene Ontology annotation, biological process: N-terminal peptidyl-methionine acetylation. Gene Ontology annotation, cellular component: Golgi membrane.